Malurus melanocephalus (red-backed fairy wren) is the source of this 6699-nucleotide messenger RNA. It is a transcript of the gene SLIT2, whose product is annotated as slit guidance ligand 2. The coding region runs from base 420 to 4838 and encodes 1472 amino acids. The transcript has 35 exons. The record is from RefSeq and is a predicted model, not a curated record. Lineage: Eukaryota; Metazoa; Chordata; Aves; Passeriformes; Maluridae. Gene Ontology annotation, biological process: negative chemotaxis; negative regulation of cell growth; retinal ganglion cell axon guidance. Gene Ontology annotation, molecular function: calcium ion binding; heparin binding; Roundabout binding.
GGGGCUCCGCGGCCUCUCGCCGGGGGCUCAGCGGGGAGUCACGGCUUUGAUACGGGCGAGGAGGAAGAUAAGUAGCUCGCCCAACUCCGCCGCACCCGAGCCCCUGGGUUUGCUUCGCCAUCGCAGGGAGCGYGUGAAGACCAGACCGAGUGCCGCUUCUCCCCGCCACCGACGGGCUAGCAAGGGUCGGCCCGGGCCCAGCCCCGCGCCCAGCGGAGUUGCCUUCAGCCGCGGACCGGUGCCACCCGCCUCACUUUGCCGGGGUUGUUUUCUUGACUUGGCUUUGGAUAGAACGGACUUCGCUGUCUCCGCACCCUGAAAGUUGCCCGAGCGCUCCCCGCGGCGAGGAGGAGGGCGGCGCGCCCCGCGCCUCCCCGGGGCCGAGGCCGGUGGGCCCGGCUGGGCUGCAGCGGACGGUGAUGAUGUGCGGCUGGGGGAAGCUCACCCUGUCCCUGGGGCUGCUGCUGGCGAUGGCGGGCGCGGUGGCGCCGCAGCCGUGCCCGGCGCAGUGCUCCUGCUCGGGGAGCACCGUGGACUGUCACGGGCUGGCGCUGCGCGGCGUCCCGAGGAACAUCCCCCGCAACACCGAGAGGCUGGAUCUUAAUGGAAAUAACAUCACAAGAAUCACGAAGACYGACUUUGCUGGUCUAAGGCACCUUCGAGUUCUUCAGCUCAUGGAGAACAAGAUUAGUACUAUUGAGAGAGGAGCAUUCCAGGAUUUAAAAGAGCUGGAGAGGCUGCGACUAAACAGAAAUAACCUCCAGUUGCUUUCUGAACUGCUCUUUCUGGGGACACCGAAGUUAUACAGGCUGGAUCUCAGUGAAAAUCAGAUUCAAGCAAUACCAAGGAAGGCAUUCCGAGGAGCAGUAGAUAUAAAAAAUCUGCAACUGGAUUACAACCAGAUCAGCUGUAUUGAAGAUGGGGCAUUUAGGGCUCUGCGUGACCUGGAAGUGCUCACUCUCAACAAUAACAACAUCACUCGGCUGUCUGUGGCAAGUUUCAACCAUAUGCCCAAACUCAGAACAUUUCGCCUUCACUCCAAYAACCUGUACUGCGACUGCCACCUGGCCUGGCUGUCGGACUGGCUGCGGCAGCGGCCGCGCGUYGGGCUCUACACGCAGUGCAUGGGGCCAUCGCACCUCCGCGGGCACAACGUGGCCGAGGUGCAGAAACGCGAGUUUUCCUUUGCAGGUCACCAGUCCUUUAUGGCUCCAUCCUGCAGUGUCUUGCACUGCCCUGCUGCAUGCACCUGUAGUAACAACAUUGUGGACUGUCGUGGGAAAGGCCUUACUGAGAUCCCAACGAACCUUCCAGAAACCAUCACUGAAAUACGGUUGGAACAAAAUUCAAUCAAGGUCAUACCUCCUGGAGCUUUCUCCCCCUAUAAAAAGCUUCGAAGAAUUGACCUGAGCAAUAACCAGAUCUCUGAAGCAGCUCCAGAUGCUUUCCAGGGCUUACGUUCACUCAAUUCACUAGUCCUCUAUGGCAAUAAAAUCACAGAACUUCCAAAGGGUCUAUUUGAAGGACUCUUUUCUCUGCAAUUGCUAUUAUUGAAUGCCAACAAGAUCAAUUGUCUGCGAGUUGAUGCCUUUCAAGAUCUGCACAACUUGAAUCUUCUUUCUUUGUAUGACAACAAGCUUCAGACCAUUGCAAAAGGCACCUUCUCACCCCUCCGUGCCAUUCAGACCUUGCAUUUGGCUCAGAACCCAUUUAUCUGUGACUGCCAUCUGAAGUGGCUGGCGGAUUAUCUUCACACAAACCCCAUUGAGACCAGUGGUGCCCGUUGCACCAGCCCCCGCCGUCUGGCAAACAAAAGGAUCGGCCAGAUCAAAAGCAAGAAAUUCCGCUGCUCAGGCACUGAAGAYUACAGAUCCAAAUUAAGUGGAGACUGCUUUGCAGAUUUGGCUUGCCCUGAGAAAUGUCGCUGUGAAGGGACCACAGUGGACUGCUCCAAUCAGAAACUCAACAAAAUUCCUGAUCACAUCCCCCAGUAUACAGCAGAGCUGCGACUAAAUAACAAUGAAUUUUCAGUCCUUGAAGCUACUGGAAUCUUUAAGAAACUUCCUCAGCUGCGUAAAAUAAACCUGAGCAAUAACAAGAUUACAGAUAUAGAAGAAGGAGCAUUUGAUGGAGCCUCUGGUGUGAAUGAACUAUUGCUCACAAGCAACCGCUUGGAAAGUGUUCAACACAAAAUGUUCAAAGGACUAGAUAGUCUGAAAACACUAAACCUCUUGGCCAAUCCCUUCAACUGCAACUGCCAUCUCGCGUGGCUUGGGGACUGGCUAAGGAAGAAACGCAUCGUGACGGGAAACCCUCGCUGCCAAAAACCCUACUUCCUCAAAGAGAUUCCUAUCCAGGAUGUGGCAAUUCAGGAUUUUACAUGUGAUGAUGGAAAUGAUGACAAUAGUUGCUCUCCCCUGGCCCGCUGCCCUGCAGAAUGUACUUGUCUGGACACAGUAGUUCGCUGCAGCAACAAAGGUCUAAAAGCUUUGCCUAAAGGCAUCCCAAAAGACGUAACUGAACUUUAUUUGGAUGGAAAUCAGUUUACCCUUGUUCCAAAAGAGCUUUCGAACUACAAGCAUUUAACACUCAUAGAUUUAAGUAACAACAGAAUCAGCACUCUUUCUAAUCAGAGCUUCAGCAACAUGACUCAGCUGCUCACCUUAAUUCUUAGUUACAAUCGCCUAAGAUGUAUCCCUGCACGGACUUUUGAUGGGUUGAAAUCACUUAGGUUGUUGUCUUUACAUGGCAAUGAUAUUUCUGUUGUUCCUGAAGGAGCUUUUAAUGAUCUUUCAGCAUUAUCACACCUGGCUAUUGGAGCAAAUCCUCUUUAUUGUGAUUGUAACAUGCAGUGGUUAUCUGACUGGGUAAAAUCAGAAUACAAAGAACCUGGUAUUGCACGUUGUGCUGGUCCUGGAGAAAUGGCAGAUAAACUUCUUCUCACAACUCCUUCUAAGAAGUUUACUUGCCAAGGACCUGUGGAUGUUAAUAUUCUUGCAAAGUGUAAUCCCUGUUUAUCAAACCCAUGUAAAAAUGAUGGAACCUGCAAUAAUGAUCCAGUUGACUUCUACAGAUGUACAUGUCCAUAUGGUUUCAAGGGUCAAGACUGUGAUAUUCCYAUUCACGCUUGCAUUAGUAACCCGUGCCACCAUGGUGGAACUUGUCAUUUGAAAGAAGGAGAAAAAGAUGGUUUCUGGUGCACCUGUGCAGAUGGAUUUGAAGGUGAAAACUGUGAAGUAAAUGUUGAUGACUGUGAAGACAAUGACUGUGAAAACAAUUCUACUUGUGUGGAUGGAAUUAAUAACUAUACUUGCCUUUGUCCACCUGAAUACACAGGUGAACUCUGUGAGGAAAAAUUAGAUUUCUGUGCCCAAAACCUGAAUCCUUGCCAGCAUGAUUCAAAGUGUAUCUUGACACCCAAAGGAUACAAAUGUGAUUGCACACCUGGAUAUGUAGGUGAGCAUUGUGAUAUUGACUUUGAUGACUGCCAGGAYAACAAAUGUAAAAAUGGAGCACAGUGCACGGAUGCAGUUAAUGGAUAUACAUGUAUUUGCCCAGAAGGAUAUAGUGGUUUGUUCUGUGAGUUUUCACCACCAAUGGUUCUGCCUCGCACCAGCCCUUGUGAUAAUUUUGAAUGUCAAAAUGGAGCCCAGUGUAUUGUGAAAGAAAGUGAACCAAUCUGUCAAUGUUUAUCAGGCUACCAGGGUGAGAAAUGUGAGAAGCUGAUUAGUAUAAAUUUUGUCAACAAAGAAUCCUAUCUGCAAAUCCCUUCAACUAAGAUCCGCCCCCAAACCAAUAUCACUCUWCAGGUUGCUACAGAUGAAGACAGUGGGAUCCUGCUCUACAAAGGCGACAAAGAUCAYAUAGCAGUGGAACUGUACCGGGGUAGAGUGAGGGUCAGCUAUGACACAGGAUCAUAUCCAGCCUCUGCUAUUUACAGUGUGGAAACAAUUAAUGAUGGCAAUUUCCACAUUGUGGAGCUCCUAGCUAUGGAUCAGGUUCUCUCUUUAUCUAUUGAUGGAGGAAGCCCCAAGAUAAUUACCAACUUGUCCAAGCAAUCUACUCUGAAUUUUGAUUCUCCGCUGUAUGUAGGAGGCAUGCCUGUGAAAAAUAACAUAGCAGCUUUACGCCAGUCCCCAGGGCAGAACGGCACUAGCUUCCAUGGCUGCAUCCGUAAUYUGUACAUCAACAGCGAACUCCAGGACUUCAGAAAUGUGCCACUGCAAGUGGGAAUUCUGCCAGGUUGUGAGCCUUGUCACAAGAAAGUUUGUGUGCAUGGAACAUGCCAUGCUACAAGCCAGUCAGGYUUUACCUGUGAGUGCGAAGGAGGAUGGACCGGACCACUCUGUGAUCAACAAACUAACGACCCAUGUCUUGGAAAUAAAUGUGUGCAUGGUACCUGCUUGCCGAUCAAUGCGUUUUCAUACAGUUGUAAAUGCCUGCAGGGACAUGGGGGAGUCCUCUGUGAUGAAGAGGAAAUGCUGCUUAACCCCUGCCAAUCCAUCAGGUGUAAACAUGGCAAAUGUAGGCUUUCAGGACUUGGGAAACCAUAUUGCGAAUGCGGCAGCGGAUACACGGGGGACAGUUGUGAUAAAGAAAUCUCUUGUCGAGGGGAACGAGUCCGAGAUUACUACCAAAAGCAGCAAGGGUAUGCUGCGUGCCAGACGACCAAGAAGGUAUCGAGAUUAGAAUGUAAAGGCGGCUGUUCCAGCGGGCAGUGCUGUGGGCCACUGCGGAGCAAGAGGCGGAAAUACUCCUUCGAGUGCACUGACGGGUCRUCGUUUGUGGACGAGGUUGAAAAAGUGGUGAAGUGUGGCUGUACAAAUUGUCCCUCCUAAGUGUCCCUGUCACACUUGUCUUUUGAAAAUGUAUACUUAUUGACCGUGUCGGACUAAUUAAUGCUUCAUAGUGGAAAUAUUUGAAAUAUAUUGUAAAAUACAGAACAGACUUAUUUUUAUUAUGAGAAUAAAGACUUUUUCUUCAUUGAAAAAAAAAAAAAAAAGAUUCAAGUGCUUGAACUGAAACUUCUCAUACCCAAGAGGAGCUUUGAAGAAAAAAAAAAGACCUGGUAACAUUGCAGCAGAGAUGGGAAACUUUAACUGCUUUUAACAUGGAUUCUUCUUUAUAACAUGCUGAAGAUACACUGACACUAUACACACGUGACUUUCAACUUAAGAGCUCAGAGAUGAAAUACUGACCAGAACACAAGGCUUGCUUUUUCACUUUCGUAUYGGUCAAUUUUAUUGUCUUGACAGACCAUAACAAUCACUUGCCUAUGGAUGAGGAAGCUUUAUGAGCAAAAAGAAUCAGAAUAUACAGGAAUAACAAUUGUUUGAAACACAUUUUGUCUUUUGGAAUUAUUAAGCAUCUUGAGAAGAUGGGGUCUCAUUUAAUGAAUGGGAAAUGGGAGAUACAAGAAUAUACUAUAAUCCUGAAAUCUCCUGAUGAUGUGURCUUUUAUGUCAGCAUGUUAGCAAAAGAAGCAUAAAAAAGUGUUUAUCUUCCCUUUUACAGUAUUAAUUUUUUGUAAUAUAAAUGUUCAGGGGAUGAUAAAAUAGAUUAUUGAUGGAUAAAUUAGUAAUAAUAUGGAUUUCUGUUUCUAUGAGUUCUAAACAACUCUAUACAGUAUUCGGUUUCAUUGAGAAAUAUUUAUUGUAUCAAAGUACAUUGUACUUAACCCUUUUAGGCCAUCCCUUUUACUGUUUUUUCAAUGCUUUAAUAUAUAUUAAUUUAUAUUUGUCCCAGUAUUUUUGUAAUUUUUUUUAAAGGACUUAAAAAUCAGGAUUUUUUUGCAAUAGAACUAACGUAGCAUGUCGUCUUGGGGUAAAUGUUUUCAGUCUGUUUUUUCUUUUCCAUUCCCUUUUACUUUUCCUUAGAAUCUGACCAMUUGGUGUCACUGAAUAGAAAGUGGUGACAAUAUAUUUCACAUAUAGCAGAUAUUCAGGACACCUUCCAAGAACCUGUAAUAUAUGACAGAAAAUGUCUUUACACUAGAUGGCAAUUGUAGAGAAGUUAAUUUUCCCUAUAUACAGUACUUACAGAAAAUAAGAUGGCGUGUAGAAAAUGACAUUAGAAGAUAGAUCUUUAUAAAUUAAUGUUCCCAUGGAGCUCUUUACCUUUUUUAUAAAAAAGAAAAAGAAGGCUGUGCUAUCAAAAACUGUGAUUUUCCCCAAAUAAUAAAACUGCUUUACUGCCCUAAUGUUCCCCAUGUUAACAUGUUGCUGCUAAAUUAUAAUGUAGAAUUGGUAAUCAAUAGUGGGUUGUGUUCUUCUUUCAGUAAAACCCAGGGUACCCUGUAAAAAUGCAGAUGUUUUUUCAAUUUUAUUUUAUUAUUUUUUUUACAAAAAAGUUAGAUGUACAUGUGUAAUGCAGUGUGCUUUGUCAUAUUUGGACUGAUAUCAGUAAUGCUACUGAUGUUUGUAAAUUAAACAGAUAUUUACUUCAUUAACAGCUUUUAUUUGUAUUCUUCUGAGAAGUUUAAAUUGUCUAGCAGCCUUUAAUUAAACACCUGUUGCAAAGAACAUUUGGUAAAAAACAGAAUAAAACCCAACCCUAGAUCUAGUGUAUUCAUUGCUGAAAAUCUGAAGAAGGAAUUGAUCUUGGGAUGAUUACAUCUAGAGGCAGUGAAUUCUUAAAAUGUUGGUGCAUUAUGAACUCAGAUGAACUUAUACCAAAACUAAGAAAAUACUUAUAAAUAAA